CCCGGUUUGCGUCUCUCCUGCCCAACCCUUUCACGGCAUGCAAACGGUCAGGUGAAGGUGGCCAACGUUCACUGGAUCUGCAACGGCCCGAGGAGGAGCUCCCUCUUUCGUUCCAAGACUCUUUGGUGCAACAUUCGACCUCAAAGGACCGAGCACGCAAGCCGAGGGCAGCUGCUGUGGCCUCACGCUCGAGGCUCGGCCGCGUGCUGUUGCUUGCUUGGGACCUUCAGCUCACGAGAGCACCCUUGCUCAGCCCGCCCUGUCACUCCCGCACUUCGCACUGCUCGCCUGCGCGUUAAAGGCUGCUGCUUGCCUUUAAGGCAUGCCCCGGCCGGCCGGUUAAGCCGCACUGAUGCUCCCGUUUCUGGAGGUUGAACACCUCCCCUCCUCGUCGUCAUUCUACUCCGCCAUCAUCCAGCCCCUUGGCCUGCGGUACCUGUCCACCGAGGAUCGACAUUUCCCUUCCAUCACCUACGGAGACCCCUCGAGGAGUGCCCCGGUUUUCCAGAUCCGGCAGGUGGUCUCCAGCAGAGACCGGCCCCUGAGGACCUCGCGCAUUGUGCUCAGCGCCCCUUCGCCGGCCGCGGCCGACGACGCCUACGAGUUUGCCCUGCGGGCCAAUCCGGACGUCUCCCGGGACGCCCACCCCCGCCACUUCUCUGACGGGUUCGCUGCUGCCAGUGGCGCGUCGGCGCGCCGGACGGCUACGAGCGGUGGCGAAACCCGCGUGCUUAUAACCGACUUCGACGGCAACCUGAUGGAGAUUGUCUAUCAGCCGCCCGCCGACUACCCUUCCAACUACCGUGGCUCGACCGUACGCUACACCCGGUCGACCACCGACGAAGCGAGCCGCAUUCUGGACUGGAAUUACGACGUUGCCUUCUCGUCGCGCCCGUCCCCUGCCGGUCCCGGUUCGGCCUCGGGCGCCUCUCCCCGCACGGUCUCUCGUCGGCCGUACUCCCGGUAUUCCGAAGACGGCGACGAGCCGAAGCCCGGGCUCAGACGGAGUGUGACGGCGGGCUCCUCCGUCUACGAGCCUGCCACCUCGGCGCGCGAGAACUCCAACGGCCUGAGCGCUGGCGCUGUCGUUGGGACAUUGCUUGGUGUUGCUGCCGGCGCUGCUCUGGGCGGCGCAUUCACCUACAACGUAUUCAAGAGCGAGAAGAGCAGAGCUCCCCGUGAGGAAGCCGACAUGUCGUCGUUCGCCCGCCGAUCGACGUUCCCGUCAAAGUACGAUGGGUAUUCAGGUCGCAAGACGCGCUACGUCGAUGUGGAACGGGAGGUGGAGAAGGUUUGGUACCAGAGCGACUACCCAGCUCCCUCGGACUACCGCCGGCCUCCGCCCGAAUACAUCGCUCGCUACAGCAUAGUCGACGCGCCUCGGAGUAGGGACGCGGACGACAGGUACGAUGACGCGCGGGGCCGCCAACCUUUUUCCCGGUCCCGCGCCUCCUCUGCGCGGCCCCGCAGUGAGUCGGCGAGCUACAGAGAGCCGUACGGCGGCGGGGAGGCGGAGCAUCGCAGCUACGCGAGCUCGCGGAGCUCGAGGCAUCCGCCGAUCGUGCAGCGCAGCUACACAUACGACAGCCCGGACCGGGACACCUACGUCUCGGCCCGCAGUCGUCGGUCGAGCAGCACGGUCCGCGCGCCGCCGCCACCACCAGCAGCCGACCCUUUCGCGCCGCUCCCGCACGUGAGCUCGCACUCGAGGUCGGCCAGUCGGGUGAUAACAACAACGACGACAACAACAACCAUCAAAGGCGGAGGAAGCCCCCGAGUCUACAGCCGAGAGGGGAGCUACAUCUCCGCCCGCAACGUCCCGCUCCCGGAGAGCCGCGCACCGACCUACAUCUCGGCGCGCGACGUCCCCCUUCCGCCGAGCCGGCCCUCCACGUAUGUGUCGGCCCGCCACGUGCCGCUGCCUGACAGCCGCGUGGGCAGUAGCCAUGCGAGGUGGGACGACGCCGUCGGCGAUGAUGUGGACGACGACGCGGACAGCAUCGCGCCCAGCGACAGCAUCAGCUGCGUGGGCAGCCGGAGGAGCGGGCGGUCGCGCUACUGAUGUGUGUGCGUGUGCGUGUGCAAGUGUGCGUGCGUCAUUCUUGCCAACUGGCCGGGGGCUUAUCCCGCUCCCGCUCCUCUGCGGGGCUUUGCUCGAGAUACCGGCAUGCUCUAUAUAUUGUUGUGGAUCUGUGGUUGGGGAUGCUGCAUAACAGAAUGGAGGCUUGGCCUCGACUACUGAAUAACAAAACUGAAUAACAGGGACGGUCAACAGGACGAGGACUUAUCGAGGGACGACAGGUUUUACGGCCAGGGCGAUGUGGAAUCUUGUAUAAAGCGGACUGUUUGGUUAUGCAGGAUGACGAUGC
Messenger RNA from Thermothielavioides terrestris NRRL 8126, 2369 nucleotides. RefSeq lists its product as uncharacterized. The coding region runs from base 353 to 2062 and encodes 569 amino acids. Lineage: Eukaryota; Fungi; Ascomycota; Sordariomycetes; Sordariales; Chaetomiaceae. The transcript has a single exon. The record is from RefSeq and is a predicted model, not a curated record.